UUUAUCGUUGCUGUUUGUUUUUUUGUUGGGAUAAUUCGUCGUUAUUUUCCAAACGCAAAUUAAUAAUAAUAAUAAUCUUAUUUAUUUUAUUGUUGUCUGAUUUUAUUUAUUUAGUUUUUGUUUAUAUCUUUUCUUGUAUCAAUUAACGUUGUAUUUUUAUCUUAAUAAUCGUUUUGGUAACUAUAUAAGCCUGCAAUUUUUUUCUUCAAGUAUAAAUCAAAAAAAAAUCCAAACCAAAAUCGUCUUAAAUUAAUUUAAAUCAACAUGUUUAACUUAAUAACUUUUUCAAUCCUUAUUGUAUUGAUUGAGGGAAAUAAUUUAGUGGACUUACAACCAAAAGUAUCACCACCACCUUAUUUGAAUCGCUUCCAUUUAUCAAAAAGCGAAAUUAGAAUUGUUAAUGGAAACGAAGUCGAGCCAAACUCGAUUAUUUACCAAGUUGGAAUAUUCUUUGAUCUUCCAGAAGGAAAACAAGGUUUCUGUGGCGGAUCUUUAAUUUCUCCUAAUUACGUCUUAACAGCUGCUCAUUGUACAAAUGGAAGUUUAGGUGCGCUUGUAAUUCUUGGCGCUCAUCGGGUUACUGAAAAUGAACCGAAUCAAAUUAGAAUUAAAUCCUACGAUUUAUACACCCACGAACUUUAUGGCAGCGAAAGUCUUUUAUACGAUAUCGGAUUAAUUCAUCUUCCGGAGGCGGUUGAACUUAACGAAAACAUCGGGAUUAUUUCCCUUCCUUCUCGUGCUCAAGAAAACGACAAUUUCGAGUUUGAACCUGCUUUGUUAACGGGAUGGGGUAAAAUAUCAGAUGAAUCCACAUCAUUAUCCGAUUAUUUACAAUACGCUGAAACGCAUAUUAUGGAAAAUCGAUUGUGUACUCUUUACUUUUUUGGUUCUGUUAAAGACACCCAUAUUUGUUCCGACGCUCACUACAGUAGACAAUCUGCUUGUAAUGGUGAUAGUGGCGGGCCGUUAGUGGUUGAUGGUGCUUUGGUUGGUUUGGUUUCUUUUGGAACUGGUUUGGGAUGUGAUGUUUUAUGGCCGACUGUUUAUACUAGGAUUACCAGUUAUUUAGAUUGGAUACAAGAACACUCCGAUGUUGUUAUUAACGAAUAGAUAUUGAUAGCGAUAAUAUUGUUAUUGAUCGGGUUUCUAGAAAUAUGGUUAUAAAUCACCUGUAUUUAUUAUCAUUAAACAUUAAAUAAAAAUUCUUAUC
Onthophagus taurus is the source of this 1210-nucleotide messenger RNA. Its product is annotated as brachyurin-like. Gene Ontology annotation, molecular function: serine-type endopeptidase activity. NCBI's taxonomy places the organism in Eukaryota, Metazoa, Arthropoda, Insecta, Coleoptera, Scarabaeidae. Gene Ontology annotation, biological process: proteolysis. The record is from RefSeq and is a predicted model, not a curated record.